CAAGGUAUAACAAAAAUGUCAACAUGAGAUGCUUUUCUUAUCUAAAACUACUAUGUUUAUGUGUUUUACAUGCGGUUUUAUAUAAUUGUUUUAUUGUCGUCGGUGCUGGGGAUGGCGCCCCUCCACUUGAUGAAGACUAUUUGAUGGAUGAGACAAAUGACCAUCAGUAUGUGCCUCACACAGCUCUUGUCAAUUGUUCCUAUUUACCAUUAGAGUUUCUUAACUGCAGUGAGCCUGAAGAUUUAAAAGGAAAUACAACUGAACGAAAAAUACUUGGUUAUGGCUGUACUGAAUGGGGAAAUGAGCGCUAUGAAGAAGUUCAGAAAACCAGUGUCUGGUGUACAGUUCUCCCAGGAAUUGAGUGUUAUGGAAACAGAACAUUCCUCAAGGAUGGCUUCCCCUGUAUCAGGUACAAUGGCCACUAUUUUGUAACAACUUUGAUGUACUCUGUUCUCCUGGGAUUCCUGGGAAUGGACCGAUUUUGUCUUGGACAUACAGGCACAGCAGUAGGAAAGCUACUGACAAUCGGAGGAGUAGGUAUUUGGUGGAUCAUUGAUGUUAUCCUUCUAGUCACUGGCAUGUUGAAACCCGCAGAUGACAGCAACUGGGUACCUUAUUUCUGACUUGGAUAUCAUGACACAGCCUAAAAGUCAUGUGGAUGUGCAAGACAGAUCUUAUAAUACAGGAACAUCCAAAUAAAAGUGACCAGAUUUUGUCAAUCAGAAUUCACAAGACAAGAUGGAAGUUAUGAAAGGCAAUCAAAUUUCUUAAUGACAAUUCUGAGGGAAAAGCAAGCAGAUUUAUUAAUGAGAAUUGUGAAGGAAAAGCAAGCAGAUUUGUUUAUGAGAAUUCUGAAAGAGAAGCAAGCAGAUUUAUUAAUGAGAAUUCUGAAGGAAAAGCAAGCAGAUUGGUUCAUGAGAAUUCUGAUGGAAAGGCAACCAGGGGCCUAAUUCACGAAAUUCUCGCAACUUUGCGAUAUCGCAGUGCAGUGCUAAAAGACUUGCAAAGAGGAUGCUUUUUUGUCUAGCAGAGCCUAAGAAAGCUUUGUGAAUUAGGCCCCACAUUGGUUAAUGAAAAUUCUGAUGGAAAGGCAAGCAGAUUGGUUAACAAGAAUUUUGAAGGAAAAGCAAGCACAUUUUUUAGCUGAUAAGUUAUCUAAGACGAGAGAUUUAGUAAAUAGUAUUAGCAGGCAACAUGUACUACAGAAUUGAUGAAAGUUUUGUUAAAAUACAGACAUGGGGAAAAUUAGCCUGGUUUUCACUAUUGGUGUACAUUUUUCCUAACUUAGAGACAACACCAAAUAUUCUGUGACACAGCCUGUAGUGUUGAAGUUGUAAUUCAACAUUUCCAUAUACAUGUAUGAACUGAAUUUAACUUUGGAACAUAUAUUUAAUGUUACACCAUUACUUGGCUCAACAGCUAUCUGAAUAAUUAUGUUUACUGAGCCAUUAUUUCUAAAUUUGGCUGGCAAAUACAUGUACAUGUAUUACAGAUAUAUUUGCUAGGCUACCGAGUGGCUACUGGAUAUUCUGGUUCACGGGAGUUAAGGAGAAUCUAGAGUUAUAGUACUUGCAGAUUUUGUUCAUCUUAACAAGCUGCGAGUAAAUGACAAGUACGUUUUGUCCACCUUAUACGGGCGUAGGCUGGGGGGAGGGAGGGAUUCGGGUAGUGGUGUUAGCAGUAGCGAGUUCAUAUUUUAACACACACACACCGCCGGUUUUAGAGUUCCCCCGUUUCCGACACCUAUGCUUACGGUAUUGUCUUAUAAGUUAUGCAAUCGCUGUCGACUAGAAAGACAAAGACCAAGUAUGAGCAGGAAUGUCGUAAGAAAAGUCGGUACGGCCAUGAAAGCAAUGUAUAUGAUGAUAAUGCGAGCGCCACAGCAAGAGAAAAACAAACGUUCCUGGCCUAAAAAGCACCGGCCGUAUCGCCUCUGAUGAGUACGGGCUCUCUCUUUUUUUUCUUCUUCUUCUUUUUUUCUCUUUUUUGUUUUUUUUUGGUGGGGAAGGCUGUUUUUUCUCCCGAAUUAAACGAAAAUGCUCGAAUCCGGAUAACAACAUUUAUUCAU
Molecule: messenger RNA, 2068 nt
Organism: Gigantopelta aegis
Lineage: Eukaryota; Metazoa; Mollusca; Gastropoda; Neomphalida; Peltospiridae
Product: TM2 domain-containing protein CG11103-like
Exons: 5
Coding region: 24-623 (199 amino acids)
Source: RefSeq, a predicted model, not a curated record